AUGCAGGAUCAGAUUUCUAAGCUGCAUUUGAAAUUACGAGCUUGCAAUUUGUUGAAUUCCGUGGAUGAUGUUGAUUCAAUACAGCAGGAUAGCGACAAUCUUCUGAACAAAAACUUAAAAAAUACGGCUUUAAUUGUUUCACUGAUGCUUCUGUCCAUUCCUUUUCUUUUUUUCAAGUAUGUUGACUUUGUCUCAAAAUCAAGAAGAUCACCAGAAAAUAUCACAGAAGAAGUAUCUUUAAACAAACAGAUAGCAUAUCGGGUGGACGUGUUUUUAUCUGUCCACCCAUAUUCUAAGCCAUUGACAUUGUUGGUGGCAACACUAUUGCUUAUUUGUAUUGGCGGGCUGGCACUUUUUGGUGUGACCGAUGAUAGCUUAGCAGAUUGCCUAUGGUUAUCCUGGACAUACGUUGCUGACUCGGGCAAUCAUGCCAAUUCUGAAGGCAUGGGUCCAAGACUAGUUUCAGUAUCCAUCAGUUUUGGUGGGAUGCUUAUAUUUGCAAUGAUGCUUGGACUUGUUUCUGAUGCAAUUUCCGAGAAAUUUGACUCCCUAAGGAAAGGAAGAAGUGAGGUGGUUGAGCAAAACCACACUCUAAUUCUUGGAUGGAGUGACAAAUUGGGAUCACUAUUGAAUCAACUUGCCAUAGCCAAUGAGAGUUUGGGUGGAGGUAUGGUUGUAUUGAUGGCUGAGCGAGACAAAGAGGAGAUGGAACUUGACAUUGCUAAAAUGGAGUUUGAUUUUAGAGGAACAUCUGUUAUAUGUAGAAGUGGAAGCCCUCUGAUUUUAGCUGACUUGAAAACGGUAUCUGUUUCCAAGGCUCGUGCAAUAAUUGUCCUUGCUGAAGAUGGGAAUGCUGACCAGAGUGAUGCCCGUGCACUUAGGACAGUCUUAAGUUUAACAGGAGUAAAAGAAGGACUGCGGGGACACAUAGUGGUGGAAUUAAGUGAUCUUGAUAACGAGGUCCUUGUUAAACUUGUGGGUGGAGAUCUUGUUGAAACUGUUGUGGCACAUGAUGUAAUUGGUCGCCUAAUGAUUCAAUGUGCUCGACAGCCAGGCCUUGCACAGAUCUGGGAAGAUAUCCUUGGGUUUGAGAAUUGUGAGUUCUACAUUAAAAGGUGGCCACAGUUGGAUGGUAUGCAAUUCGAAGAUGUACUGAUCAGCUUCCCUGAUGCAGUUCCUUGCGGAGUCAAGGCCACAUCCUGUGGUGGAAAAAUUAUUUUGAAUCCCGAUGACUCUUAUGUUUUACAAGAAGGUGAUGAGGUUCUUGUCAUAGCGGAGGAUGAUGAUACUUAUUCUCCCGCAACACUGCCUACGGUGCUUCCCUUUUCUUAGAACAUAGUAUUUUCAAAUGAAUUGCUUGUCAUUUUAUAUUAUUG
Messenger RNA from Ilex paraguariensis (yerba mate), 1376 nucleotides. The record is from the annotation of a GenBank genome assembly. Lineage: Eukaryota; Viridiplantae; Streptophyta; Magnoliopsida; Aquifoliales; Aquifoliaceae.